AUGCGUAGUUCACAUCUGUGGUUCGACCUCUGCAGUCGACAGAUCCCGGGCUUCACUGAUUUCACCACAGCGUUUGUAUCGACGCCGGCGUUGGUCCGUGCUGGUUCCCGGGCUCUGUUCAGACCCAUCUCUGCUUCGGUGCUGUCUCGGCCAGAUGUCCAAACAGAGAAGAGUGCAGUUGUGAUGCCACAGAGCGUGGUGUCCCAGAUGACUCUGAGGAGCUUCCAGACCAGUGCUGUGAGCCGGGACAUCGACACUGCUGCCAAGUUCAUUGGUGCUGGAGCUGCCACAGUCGGAGUAGCUGGAUCUGGAGCUGGUAUCGGCACAGUUUUCGGCAGUCUCAUUAUUGGCUAUGCUAGGAACCCAUCUUUGAAGCAGCAGCUUUUCUCUUAUGCCAUCCUGGGGUUUGCCUUGUCUGAAGCUAUGGGACUCUUCUGCUUGAUGGUUGCUUUCCUUAUCCUGUUUGCCAUGUAA
This is a messenger RNA of Knipowitschia caucasica, 474 nucleotides long. Lineage: Eukaryota; Metazoa; Chordata; Actinopteri; Gobiiformes; Gobiidae. The record is from the annotation of a GenBank genome assembly.